This is a messenger RNA of Pimephales promelas (fathead minnow), 700 nucleotides long. It is a transcript of the gene mrpl49, whose product is annotated as mitochondrial ribosomal protein L49. Gene Ontology annotation, molecular function: structural constituent of ribosome. Gene Ontology annotation, biological process: translation. NCBI's taxonomy places the organism in Eukaryota, Metazoa, Chordata, Actinopteri, Cypriniformes, Leuciscidae. The record is from RefSeq and is a predicted model, not a curated record. Gene Ontology annotation, cellular component: mitochondrial large ribosomal subunit; ribosome.
UCAGAAAAGAGAAAUGUCCGCUUCCGUCAGAAGCAUGUCUUUGACAGUCUGCCGAGUGGCUUACAGAGCCUUUUAUCCAGCCACGCGUGCAUUGUAUUGUGGAGCUUGCUUAAGAACACAAAACAGCCCUGCUGAAGGAUCAGGGGGCAUCAUUGAAUCCACAGAAGAGUUCAAGUUUGUGGAGAGACUUAUUCCUCCUUCACGCAUCCCAACUCCUCCUAGGCAUGAUGGUCCUGCUCCGUCAGGAUGGACCCCACCACCAGAUACUCCACCUUCACUGCCCUACAUGAUUCGUCGCUCCAGAAUGCACAAUGUUCCUGUUUACUCUGACAUCAAGCAUGGGAAUCAGCAAAGCACUCUGCUCAGAAAGGUUGAGGGAGACAUAUGGGCCCUGAAUAAGGAUGUUAAGGAAUUCCUGCUGGGCCUUACGGGCAAAGAGCCUCCAACACAGGUCAAUGAAGUAACCGGGACUAUUAGAAUUAAAGGGCAGUUUGAUAAAGAGCUGAAGGACUGGCUUCUGAAGAAGGGAUUUUAAAUGCUGAUGUGGUGAACAGUCACUGGAGUCUCAAAAGACACAGUUAAUGAACUCAACUGCAAUACAGAAAAGGCUGAGUGAUAAGUUUGUCAGCUUGUUAACAUUUUGUUACAUGUUAUCUCUGAUGUUUAUUAAAAGAAAUAAAUGUAAGGUAUUCUCACAAAA